UAACGAAUGAGCGUUUUCAAUAUUCCAUCAGCCGUUUGCUACUGCAUACACGACGUUCAUAAAUUCAAGGAUGUAUUCCGCUAGAAUUCAUAAGUUUGUCGUUCAAAUUUUUUCUUUAUUUCGUCGUAUCGGUCUAUGGCAUGGAGAAGACAGGCCUACAUCUAGACAACUCUUGCAGAAGUCAUUCUUUUGCAUCUACUACCUGACUUUUAUACUUUCAAUGUCAGUUAAAGCAUUUAUAUCAGACGCUCUUGAUGAAAGCAUUUUCUUAGCGGAAUGUUCAAUUAUUUGCGCAGCUCUGCUUAUUAAAAUUAGGAUGUUCCUUUGGAAGCAGAUGGAAACUGUGGUGAUGUUAAACCGGAUUUGUGUUUUCACAAUUCGAAAUGAAGAAGCGUUCGCAUUUUUCAACAACAAAGUGGAAAAAUUUGUCAAAUUUAUGAAAAUGUGCGUGAAAAAUACUCUCUUUAUUUCAUUGGGAUGUGUAGUUCUCCCAUUUCUUGGAAGUCAGAGGUCACUUAUUGCGAAUAUUGCGCUUCCAUUCGAUUGGGAAAAUAGUGAAAUUGGGUUUUGGGUGGUGUACAUUUUCAGUCUUACCGAAUAUUAUAUAGUGGUUCUGACAAUGUUGUUUUCCCUUAUCAUGUGGUAUUUGUUGCUGCUCUGUUCAUUAAGAUAUAAAAUUUUGGGAAUGGAAAUGAAAAACAUAGGACGAGCCGCAGGUAAAGUGAAAAUGCCGGUUAAGGAAAAACAGGCCAUUUUUAAACAGGACUUAGUGGCGUCGAUUAAAGGUCACCUACAUUUAAAAGGAACAAUCGAUGAUUUGGAAUCAUUUUUAUCAAAAAUGUUUCUGUUGCAAUUCGCCGCCGGUAGCCUAUGCAUUUGCUGUUCAAUUUAUUGCUUGGCCUUCGAUAUAAGUUCCAACAACACGGAGCGCUCAAUUCACCUCUAUUUAUUUUUAUACAGCACUGCUGAAUUGUUCAUGAUAACGUAUUUAGGGAAUGAGAUUAUGUUGUCGAGUAGUGCUCUUUCAUACAGUUUGUUUGAAAGCGAUUGGAUCGGGCAACCACAUUCGACCCAGAAAUGCAUUAUCAUUUUUGCUGAAUACUUGAAGCGAUCGCAUGCGAUGCUAACCGAUAAAUUGUAUCCGUUGACAUUGGAAACAUUUACUAGGAUUUUGAAUUCGUCGUACAGCAUGUUCAACAUUUUAAAGAACACGAAGCAAUAAAAAUGGAGUCGGAAGCAUGGGGCUUGUAAUGAGCGUUUCAAUAUAAAUAUAUUCAGACACGAAACAGCUCGGGAUUUCGCACAACCACUACAUAGAUGUAGUAAAAGAAUGCACGUUAAUUUUCACCAAUGACCAUAGAUUGAGAAGCGGAGACAUGUAGUCAAUAAAGGAUUAGGUGGUACACGUACACAGCAAU
Bradysia coprophila is the source of this 1418-nucleotide messenger RNA. Its product is annotated as odorant receptor 94b-like. Gene Ontology annotation, biological process: sensory perception of smell; detection of chemical stimulus involved in sensory perception of smell. NCBI's taxonomy places the organism in Eukaryota, Metazoa, Arthropoda, Insecta, Diptera, Sciaridae. Gene Ontology annotation, cellular component: plasma membrane. The record is from RefSeq and is a predicted model, not a curated record. Gene Ontology annotation, molecular function: odorant binding; olfactory receptor activity.